Messenger RNA from Cucurbita pepo subsp. pepo (vegetable marrow), 1928 nucleotides. The record is from RefSeq and is a predicted model, not a curated record. Lineage: Eukaryota; Viridiplantae; Streptophyta; Magnoliopsida; Cucurbitales; Cucurbitaceae.
CCAAAUUUUGAAAAAUAUUAGAACGAAGUAUUUCAAUCUGCAGAUAGUUUAUACAGACAAAAGCAUUAGAUAUUUUCCUCUAAGUUCUGAUCCUUAUGUUGACAGAGAUGGAAAACGUACAUCUCUGGUCAUGGUUGCUGAAAAUCUCAGCUUAUUAUGACAUAGAGGGUAUGAAGUCAAUCUCCAUUUGUACAUUUCAAGAUUUGGUUAGUGUCAACUCUACCUGCAUUUUGUUCUACGAACAGAAUGCGGUUGUGUUUACGGGAUUUGGACAUCUUUAAAUACAAAGUUUGUCUUUCUGUUCAAUUUUAAACAUGUACAAUAGCAAAAAAAAAUAUCCACUUUUGCAGUUCAGACAGCAAUAAACAGACAGAGUAUCAAAGAAUAAGUGAGAGAAACAGGAAUUGAUACUGUGAGUCUAGUAAGUGUUGGUAAGAAAUUAACUAGCAAAGGAACUCAUUUCCAUUCCAAAAGGCUUGAAAUUGUCUUUCUACACAACAAUCUUCCAGGAGUUGGAAGAAAAAAACACGCUAGGAGGAAAAAUGUGUAAAAACUGGUUGAUGCCUAUUCCAUUAUCUUCAGCCCUCAGGAGUGUUGUAAUCUAGAAGUAAGAUCAAUGAAUGCAUCCUCUUUGCAAGGAAUUGUUAGACCUCCAAGUUCAUGAUGGUGACCGAGCUCUUCUACUCGGUUGAGUAGCUGUUGGAAUGAAGGAUUGUUCAAAUAUGAAACAAGAACCACAAAUCGCUUUCAUUCUUUGGAUACUUCCCACAUACUGCAACAUAACCACUAGGAACAUGACUUUGUCAGGUCAAACAAAAUUUCUAUUUCCAUCCCAUCCUUUCUCUUGCAUCCCAUUUGUGUUUGAUAUGCAACUUGCUAAAUCAUAGACCUACAUGUAGUUAAAUUCCCAAACAACACCGUGCUUGUUCCAAUGGAAUAAAGCAUCAAAACAGAUGGCUUUGUAAGGAAAAGUUAAAAAUAAUCCAACAUAUCCUUGUGAUUGGACCUCCUUGCAAGAGGAAAUUGCUUCAUCAUUGGCCCCAGCUUCUAGGUAAGGGGAAGUCAAUUCACAUGUACCAAAUGCUUUAAAUCAUAUCAUACCAACAUCUCACCUAUCAUUUGAUUCACAGCUUGGUUUGUUGAGUUUAUAUCACGAGGAUUGGAGUGCCUACACAUGAUAUGUUGCUAAUUUAUCUUCCAAGAUAUUGAAAAACUUGUGAAAUUUUUCUUGGCCUCUUGUAAAAGGAAAAAGCGGGGCCAGUGAGAAAGUGACUGAAAUUCUAAUGGAUAGAGCAAACCCAUGUGAGCCUUUGAAGAAGUAGGUCCUCCAAGACUACUAUUUACAAUAAUUUUUUUUUUGUUCUCUCCAGUUCCUAGUCUAUAAAUACACAUCAGAAACAAAGCCAUUCUCAUCCAACGAGUACUCCAUUUCCUACAUCAAAAUCAACAUCAAGCAGAAUACCAUUCAAAAUCACUCACUCGUCUCUUAUUUCGAGGAAAUUUUCAAUAUGGGAAUCCGCUUGCCAUCAGUACUUCUCAAUGCCAAGCAGAUUCUGAAAGUUCAAGCUAUGUCUGCCAAAAAUCAUUCUGACGUUCCCAAAGGCCACAUUGCAGUCUACGUGGGAGAGAUCCAGAGAAAGAGAUUCGUAGUUCCUAUAUCCUACUUGAAGAAUCCUUCUUUCCAAGCUCUGCUAAAUAGAUCAGAAGAAGAGUUUGGAUUUUGCCAUCCGAUGGGCGGCUUGACAAUUCCGUGCAGAGAAGAUGCCUUCGUAAAUCUCACUUCUAGGCUGCACAGAUCAUGAAAGUUGAAUAUACAAAAAGACAGCAUUCUUUAACACAGUCUUGCCACCUCCAAUUCUAGGAAGUAGAGUAGAAUGAUACUGUAAAGUAACUUGGUUUGAGCAAUGAAAGUAAAUUUUUUCUCAUCA